This is a messenger RNA of Etheostoma cragini (Arkansas darter), 1479 nucleotides long. RefSeq lists its product as uncharacterized. NCBI's taxonomy places the organism in Eukaryota, Metazoa, Chordata, Actinopteri, Perciformes, Percidae. The record is from RefSeq and is a predicted model, not a curated record. The coding region runs from base 341 to 973 and encodes 210 amino acids. The transcript has 4 exons. Gene Ontology annotation, biological process: spermatogenesis.
CACCUGCGUAUGGCGCAUGCACGAACAUCACAGCUUCCUAGCUUUACCUGUUCAGACACUCUGUAGGGACGAAAGCAGCUGUCAGCUCCGUUGACUUGAUGAGAUAGAAAUAAUCUGAGCAGGAGAAACGCUAUGAAACUGUGCCGGCCUCAGAACUGAACUGGUUCCCUGAUCUCCUGAAGUACCGACAACUUUCACGCAUGGAAGCAGGUCAAAGUUGGCCCAACUGAGACGAGCUGAAGCUGGAAGUGGAGACUUGGUGGAGGGUGGACCACAGAGGCAUAAAAAAGUCUUCACAGGUCGUGCCCGGAGUUUUGAGUCUCUUGCUAUUGGUGCAAGUAUGAAUCCAGUGUGGAAAGUUUAUAAGAGCAAAGUGCUGAAGACCAUCAACCCUGAGUAUGAGGAGGAACCUGCUGAAGAGGUCACCGAGGUGGAGAAUGAAAUGAGUCCUGUGCAGGAGGAUGAAGGACCCAACGCUGUAUCCCAGCUGGCUAGGAAAAUGCAGGGGGCUGGGACUAAAAGCUGGAACAGGCUAUCAUCUCUCUUCAACAAAGACGAUGAACACCAGCUUCUAGAGGAAACCGAGAGCCCACCAGUCCCUGACCAUCCACUUGCAGUAAAGCCAGAGGAGCCUCCACGACCCACUAAGCGCACGGCAUUCUGGGAUAGCUUUGCGGCCAACUGGGCAGCCAAGAAGCAGACGGAAGCUGCGGCCGCUGCUGCUGCAGCGAACGAGGCAGCGGCAGGUCAGGGUGAGGAGGGGGUGACAGAGGCCGGAGAGGAGGAGAGCCAGGAUGGGCAGAUCCCUCAGGGAGAGGAGAGUGAAGGCGGAGGAGGAGGAGGAGGAGGAGAAGGACGGAGCAGCAACAGCUUCUCCAAAUACGCCUCGCUGGGAGGAGGGAGCGAGGACACAUCCUUCAAGUGGAACUUUGUCACCAGCAAGCUGGCAGAGCUGAAGUCCAAGAGCAACUAGCUGCUCAUGAUGAAGAAAUCAGGAGAAUAUAAACAAUAUAAUGAAGGGGUUAAAUGUAGGAUUGUGGAGGAUGUUUAGGAAGAGGCUUUAUUUUACACAGGAUGUCCUGUAACCGACCUGCACAGCUUUGUAGAAGUCCCUUUUUAUCUGAACUAUUCAACUCAUGAAUCGUCUCCCAUUAACUUAGUUUUGAAACCAUGUUACAAUGAACAAAAAAAGUUACAUAAAUCGACUAUUUUUUACCUUUCCUUGCAAUAAUUUAGGCCAGUGAAUAGAGAACAGUCUUGGAAAAAAAUCUAACUUUCUAAAAGCACGGUCAUAAUAUAAAUGAUGGCAUGUUUCAUUCCUGAAAAUUAAACAUCCCUUGUUCCUGGGAGACACAAAGGUAGAUCUUGGAGAUACUCCAAUAUACAAAUACUUACUUCUACUAUAUCAUUACAGAAUAAAAUGAGUUUACUUUACAAAGGGGACUUCUAAAACUGCUCGUACUAAUUAAUUCAAUUCUU